This is a messenger RNA of Cornus florida, 894 nucleotides long. RefSeq lists its product as uncharacterized. The transcript has a single exon. Bases 1 to 894 code for a protein of 297 amino acids. The record is from RefSeq and is a predicted model, not a curated record. Lineage: Eukaryota; Viridiplantae; Streptophyta; Magnoliopsida; Cornales; Cornaceae.
AUGACAUUUGAUAGAGGCCAAUUUACAGAGUUUCUCCAACAAGAAUUUGGCCUAACUCGAAGAAGUGGAAGGCCAACUUAUAGAAAACCCUAUCUAGAGUUUAUUGAUGAAGUUGAGUUCCCAAAAAAUUUCAAAAUUCGAGAGUUUACAACGUUCAAUGGAGAGGGCGAACAAUCCACAUUGGAACAUAUCAGCCAUUUCACUGUCCAAUGUGGAGAAGCAGUAGCCAAUCUAUGGCUGAAGGUGUGCUUGUUUCCAAACACACUGACUGGCUAUGCUUUCAGGUGGUAUUCCAACUUGCCAUCCAACUCUAUUCAAAGUUGGCAGCAUUUUAAGGAUUCAUUCCAUACUCAGUUAUAUAGAGCUGAGCCUGAAGUGUCCAUAGUAGACCUUUCUAGACUUCAUGAACUACCUGGAGAGUCGAUGAUGAGCUUCCUUUCCAGAUUUAGGAGGGUCAAGUACAAAUGUAAUUUGUCUUUGCUACCAGAAGAAUAUGUGAAGAUAGUUGUGAACGGCCUAAAAUUUGAACUUCGUAAGAAGUUUGAAGGGGUACAAUUCCAUGACUUGUUCGACUUGGCCAGUAGAGUGGCUAAGUAUGAAGAGCUCCUUCAUGAGGAACAAGACCAGAAGAGUUCUUCUAAGGGCACCUACUAUCGUGAUCCCAACUAUGAGGUGUAUACCACUGAAGUAGAUGGAGAGUUUGAGGUGAAUGUGGCUGAGCUCAACAUAAAAAAGGCUUAUACUUGUGUGGCUUUGGCGAAACCAAAAUCAGCCACAGCCAACUUACAGACCACCUCUAGUUCUAAGAGGAAGGGGGCAGACCCUUCCAGAAGUUACUUUUUUGACAUCUCUAAAGCCGACCAAAUUUUUGAUUUGCUCAUGACUGACAAGUAA